AACCGGGCCAAGCUAAAGCUAGAGCUAGUGCAGUGUCCCUCUCGUCUCUCCUUUACCAACCGCUUCCUCCUCUCUCCUUGGAUUCCACUCCUCGUCCUCGGAGCAGUUGCUGCAGCCCGCAGCCUCUGCGCCUCACCCUCCCCGCCCCAUCCGCCUAGAGCUUCCUCGGUGCGCCCCCCCCCCCCCCCCCCGCCCUGCCUUCUCCGGACCUCACCGGUGGCCGCUGUGCCGCUUCAGGAGGUUCUCCUCUGAGUGCCGGCCGCCGCUGUGCCGCGUUCUUGGGUUUACCGGGUUCCUGCGCUCGUCUGUGCAAUGCCGGACCUAACCUCGGCUGAGGUUAGGGUUCUUGGCCCGGAGCUCGUGCGGUUUUGAUUUUUUGAAGGUUAGUGGAGGGAAAGGGUUCGGAUUUCAAGGCGUUCUUGGUUGCGUGCUUGUCUUCGGGGAGGGGAAUCUUGUGUUCGUGGAGGGGGUUUUAGCUCUAUGAGGAGGGUGAUUUUCUACUAGCGAUUGCGUCUUUUUGCUCGGUUCUUGAGGAAUUCAAAUGGAAUUUUUUUGCUCGGUUCUUGAGGAGUAAGUGGAAAACCCGGUCAAGUUUGAAUUUUUGGGCGGUAAAAGCUCGGGGAUUGGGCGGAAAUGGCUUCCAUGGCCGGGGCGCCGAGGGUUCGGUCCCUGAACAUCGCCGCUCCGGAGGCGGAGGCGCGGCCAGUGCUGGUGCCGGGGGGCAACAAAGCCAGGUCGGGUCCGGCGAACGCCCGGAAACCGUCCCCGAAGCCGCUGAGGAAGGUGGAGACGGCGGCGGUGGGGACGCCGGACAAACCUGCGGCUGCCGCGGCCAAGGAGGAGGAGGGCCUUAAGAGGAAUGCUGCCGGCGGGGGUGGAGGUGGUGGUUCUGGUGCUAGCAAGGGCGCGUCCCCUUUGCCGUCGCCACGGCGCACGCCACCUGGGCCGCCGCCGAGGAAGAACGACGUGCCUCCUCAACCAAGCUUGUCGCUCAACGUGUCUUGUUCCUCGGAUGCCUCCACGGAGUCGAUCCGUGUCCGGGCCUACGCCGGAAGGAUGGAGAGGAGCCGGUCUGCUUGGCCGGCUGCGCCCAAGCACGGCAAGGCUGCCGGUAAGGUGGUGGAGAGCAAGUCCGCCGGUGCGGAGGUCGUUGCUCCGGUGACUGUGGAACUGGAAGGGAAGAGGAGGUGCGCGUGGGUGACUCCAACCACCGAUCCAUGCUAUGUCACUUUCCAUGAUGAGGAAUGGGCGGUUCCAGUACACGAUGAUAGGAGAUUGUUUGAGCUACUUGUACUCUCUGGUGCAUUGGCUGAGCUUACAUGGCCUGAAAUUCUCAAGAGGAGGCAAAUUUUCAGGGAAAUUUUCAUGGACUUUGACCCUGCUGCUGUCUCUAAAAUAAAUGAAAAGAAGCUUGUGGCACCUGGAAGCGUUGCAAAUUCUCUUUUGUCUCAGCAAAAGCUCCGAGCUGUACUCGAAAAUGCUCGCCAGAUACUUAAGAUUGCCGAUGAAUUCGGAUCCUUCGAUCGAUACUGUUGGGGUUUUCUGAACCACAAGCCUAUCGUAAGCAAGUUCCGGUAUCCAAGGCAAGUUCCUGUCAAGAGUCCCAAGGCAGAGAUAAUCAGCAAAGACAUGGUCAGAAGGGGGUUCCGGGGUGUGGGUCCAACGGUCAUAUAUUCCUUCAUGCAGGCAGCAGGGCUAACCAAUGAUCACCUUGUCAGUUGCUUCAGGUUCAAAGAAUGCAAUGCGAGUGACACCGACAGGGUAAACAUGAAGGCAGAUCUGAAAAAAGAUGAGAUGACAACAAAAAUCUGUUGUGAGGAGAUCACCACUAACGCAGAGGUGCCGAGGAUGAUCGAUGCUCUCACCGUUUCAUAGGACCAUGUGGCAUAGCAAUGGCUACUGUACUUGUAUUAUCUUUAUGUAGGCUGUGCUAGGUUAUCCUUUAAAUGAGCUUAGGAAUCAAAAUGCUUGUGUAUAAAUCACUUGUGUUGGUAAUGCAACUCAGUUUGUAGAUUGCUAUCCCUUUUUACUGAUGUAGAAAUUGUUCCUGUCAAUCAUUCAACAGUUUUUCCCCUUAUCA
This is a messenger RNA of Phragmites australis (common reed), 2080 nucleotides long. RefSeq lists its product as uncharacterized. The coding region runs from base 634 to 1875 and encodes 413 amino acids. Lineage: Eukaryota; Viridiplantae; Streptophyta; Magnoliopsida; Poales; Poaceae. Gene Ontology annotation, molecular function: DNA-3-methyladenine glycosylase activity. The record is from RefSeq and is a predicted model, not a curated record. Gene Ontology annotation, biological process: base-excision repair. The transcript has 5 exons.